GUGUUAUUCACAAAAAUUCAGUACUGUAUUCGAGGUUCAGUUUGUUUGCAGGGCAGCGAUUCCUGUCAUUGGUGGGGUCUUGGUGUCUCCUUCCUUUUUCUGUUCAUAAAACUACAGGAUUAAAGGAUUCGACGGCAGUUUGGAUCUUGUGUCAUGGCAGAAGCAGGGAGCCAACAGAACCAAUGGGAGGAAGGUUUUGAGGAUGAAUUCGGAGAAAUUAUCAAAACUCGAUCAGAUGAAAGAGAAGAUGUUCAAAAGAAAACCUUCACGAAAUGGAUAAACUCACAGUUUGCUAAGACAAGAAGACCCCCUAUCGAUGACCUCUUCACUGAUCUGUGUGAUGGCCGACGUCUUCUUGAACUCCUGGAGGGUCUGGUUGGCCAUGAAAUAGUUAAAGAACGUGGUUUCACUCGAGUGCACUCCCUCAACAAUGUUAACAGGGCCCUGCAGAUCCUUCAGAAGAAAAAGAAAUAUGUUAAAGAACGUGGUUUCACUCGAGUGCACUCCCUCAACAAUGUUAACAGGGCCCUGCAGAUCCUUCAGAAGAACAAUGUUGAGCUGGUGAACAUUGGAGGAGCUGACAUUGUAGAUGGCAAUCAUAAACUGACCCUGGGGCUCAUCUGGAGCAUCAUUCUCCACUGGCAGGUAUGA
Molecule: messenger RNA, 651 nt
Organism: Sinocyclocheilus anshuiensis
Lineage: Eukaryota; Metazoa; Chordata; Actinopteri; Cypriniformes; Cyprinidae
Product: utrophin-like
Exons: 6
Coding region: 154-651 (165 amino acids)
Molecular function (GO): protein binding
Source: RefSeq, a predicted model, not a curated record